Molecule: messenger RNA, 3152 nt
Organism: Pygocentrus nattereri (red-bellied piranha)
Lineage: Eukaryota; Metazoa; Chordata; Actinopteri; Characiformes; Serrasalmidae
Gene: maea
Product: macrophage erythroblast attacher, E3 ubiquitin ligase
Exons: 9
Coding region: 568-1617 (349 amino acids)
Biological process (GO): proteasome-mediated ubiquitin-dependent protein catabolic process
Cellular component (GO): cytoplasm; GID complex; nucleus
Molecular function (GO): ubiquitin protein ligase activity; protein binding
Source: RefSeq, a predicted model, not a curated record
AUGUGUACGUUAAGUGGUGCCCCAUUUAAGGUGGAACGGGAAAAUUCGAACAACAAGCUGAAUUCGUUGGUAAUUAUCUAGCUGCUGGAAUAAACCAACGUCUCGCUCGCUUUGUGGUCGCUCCUGCUGUCAAGUAAGUAGCCAUUUGGCUAGCGUUAACGUAGCUGGCUACUUGGCUAACAUGACGUAACCUGAGAUGCGAGCAGUUAGCUUAGCAGAUUGUCCCUGUUCAAACAAACGCCAGGUUGUCAUGUAGACUUAACGAAAGCCGCGUAGUGGUUAAGUACACGGGCGAUUUUAUUUAAAGAAAGUCCCCAGGUGUUCGUAACUGUCAUCGUCUACACAACAGGGUAGUAAGUGACCUCUGGCUGGCGUUAGUCACCAAGUCAGCCAGCCAGCCAGGCUGUGUUGUAGCCAGAGGAGCUGGCAGCUCCUGGUCACCCAUGCUGGAGGAAUGCACAUGCCAGGGAGCCACAGCUCAGACGGACGGGGGUUCCUUAUGAGACCUUAAAUAAGCGCUUCCGAGCGGCUCAGAAGAACAUCGACCGUGAGACCAGUCACGUGACCAUGGUGGUUGCCGAGUUGGAGAAAACCCUCAGCAGCUCCUUCCCUGUGGUGGAUUCUGUGGUCUCCCUUCUGGAUGGUGUGGUUGAAAAGCUAAGCGCACUUAAACGGAAGGCGGCAGAGUCCAUCCAGGCAGAGGAUGAGAGCGCUAAGCUCUGUAAGCGGCGCAUUGAACAUCUGAAGGAGCACAGCAGUGACCAGCCAGCCAAUGUCAGUGUGUGGAAGAGGAAACGCAUGGACCGUAUGAUGGUGGAACAUUUGCUGCGCUGCGGCUACUACAACACCGCAGUCAAGCUCGCCAGGCAAAGUGGGAUUGAGGAUUUGGUGAACAUUGAGAUGUUCCUCACUGCAAAAGAAGUGGAAGAAUCGCUAGAGAGACAAGAAACAGCUACCUGUUUGGCCUGGUGCCAUGACAACAAGUCUCGUCUGCGGAAAAUGAAGAGCUGUUUGGAAUUCAGUUUGAGGAUCCAGGAAUUUAUUGAGCUCAUUCGACAGAACAAACGCAUGGAUGCAGUACGACAUGCGCGGAAGCACUUUAGCCAAGCGGAAGGUGGGCAGCUUGAUGAGGUACGACAGGUGAUGGGCAUGCUGGCCUUCCCUUCUGACACUCACAUUUCCCCAUACAAGGACCUUCUGGAUCCAGGUCGCUGGAAAAUGCUAAUCCAGCAGUUCAGAUACGACAACUACAGAUUACACCAGCUGGGGAACAACUCUGUGUUCACCAUCACUCUACAAGCAGGACUGUCUGCCAUCAAAACACCGCAGUGUUACAAAGAGGAUGGAACCUCCAAAAACCCAGAUUGCCCUGUAUGCAGCAAGUCCCUGAACAAGCUGGCUCAGCCACUCCCCAUGGCACACUGUGCGAACUCUCGUCUGGUGUGUAAAAUCUCCGGUGAGGUCAUGAACGAGAACAACCCACCCAUGAUGCUGCCUAAUGGCUACGUUUAUGGCUACAAUUCUCUCUUGUCUAUUCGCCAAGAUGACAAGGUGGUGUGCCCCAGAACCAAAGAAGUCUUCAACUUCUCCCAGGCUGAGAAGGUCUACAUCAUGUGAUGAGACCUCUAGGGGGUAGUUCUUGGUUCUUUAUGACACUGCCCUGGGCUGGACCAAAUCCCAGCGUGACUCCUCUAGUCCAAGGGCCUCAGUUCCCCAGCCCGUACUCCACAAGACUGAAUUCAGUUGUCGACAUGCCCUCUACUGGCCUGCCAAACCUUCACCGAGCGAAAGGUUUAGAAUCAAUUUGGAGGUUUUACAGCGCAACUGAAUGGUGAAGAAUAGGGAAGACAAUGUCAUUUGAAAAGGUCGAUAUUUUGGCAUUUCCUUUACUUGGUUCUUUACAAUGGUGUGACAAGGACAGAAGGACAUGGCUCAAUAUCAUAUUACAUCUGAGAGCUUCUGCCUUUUUAGUGUAUUUAAAAACCUGACUACUCGUUGGUUUGAUCAAGGGCACCCCUCUUUUUAGGCAGAUUCUGAUGGGGUCAUUAAUAGGGAUACAUUUCCAAUGCCUUGCGUAAGCACCUGUGAAAUCUGUUACCACUUAAAAUUACUUGAUACUGGCACAUUUUGACAAAUGAGUUCAUUGUCAAUGCAGUUACCUGUUAGAAAGUACAGUAGCAUAAUUUGCAAUACUUCUCACUAAUUCUUGGUUGAUGUAACUAGGUGUAGAAAGACAUCACAAUCUGUAGGUAGCUGUAGUGAAGGGUUUGAUAUUAGCCUACGUUUUACAUUACAUGCUGUGUUAGCUCUAUCAGUGACUGGUACCAUCAUUAUCAUCAUCAUCAUAUGCCGUACAUGUAUCUAGGAAAGCAGCAUCUCACGAUCAUGACCAAAGUCAAACUUGUUAGGUCAAGUGUAGCAGGAUUGCAUCGUGACCGAUAAGUCUUAAGGUUGCUUUGUAAGGGAUUCUGUAUGUUACCAUACAAAACAUGGUCAUCGUCUUUUGUGGCACUAUUCGUGACUUCAUGCCAAAUUUAGUGGUGUUUUUUGAGAUUAAAAUGAAUGCAUUCAUUUACCAAAGCAGUCUGUGUUGUCUGGAUCUCAGGUUAGAUCACAUCAUACACAGUGCAUUAAUAUGGUCUGACUCAGUAUGUCUUCAUACUUGGCAGGAGACCAUUCUAGGUUACUUCCCAUUUCCCUACAUAGGCUGUCUUCCUAUUUUGUGUUAGGUCUUAACGAUAAGCCGUACAUGGGUUUGAUAUUGAUAUAGUUCUCUUACAUAGUCUUAAUUCAUUCGAUUACCUUUUUAAAAGUGUGCUUCAGAUAAUCAUUUCGUGAUCAUUUCCAGCAAAAUAAUUAUUUUUUUGUAUUGCUCUUCAAGCACACAUUUUCUAUUUCAAAGCUCACAGUUUCUCAGAUUUCACAGGAGCAACUGCAGGUAACUGAUGGGUAUUCUAUGAGCACCCAGACCCUAUUUUUUUAAAGCACACCGCCAUUUUUUUUCCUUUGUAUUAGCAAGUUGCUUCCAAAUGUGCUAUUUUAUUGUAAGUGUGGAAAGGCUACUUAGAUACUGCUCCUGCAUGUGUAUAUUCUUAGGGUAGUUGGGUUGUUAAUGUUUAGUCACUAAUAAAAAUUUAUUUGAGUAAACACUG